AUGGGUGUCUCUGGUUUGCUGCCUCUUCUCAAGUCGAUCCAACGCCCCACCGAGUUGAAAUUGCUCCAUGGCGAAACUCUUGGGGUCGACGCCUACGGAUGGCUACACAGGGCUGCCUUUUCCUGCGCAGGCGAGCUGGGCCAGGGCAAGCCCACCCGCAAAUAUAUCACUGCCUUUUUGCACCGCGUGAAAAUGCUCCGCCACUUCGGCAUCAUGCCCUACAUCGUCUUCGACGGUGACUUCCUCCCCAGCAAGGCCGCCACCGAGGAGUCUCGAGCCAAGAAACGCGACGAAAAGAGGAAGCUGGCCAACGAGCUCAUCAAGGCUGGUAAGCCUUCCCAAGCCAUCCAGGAGUUCCAGAAAUGCAUCGACGUCACCCCUCAGAUGGCCUGCAACCUCAUCCACCACCUGGACGAGAUGGACGUUCCAUACGUCGUUGCCCCCUACGAGGCAGAUGCCCAGCUCGUCUAUCUAGAACGCCAAGGCUUCGUCAGCGGGAUACUGUCAGACGACUCGGACCUGCUCGUCUUUGGCGCCAAGCGACUCUUCACCAAGCUCGAUCAGUACGGCAACUGCAUCGAGAUCAACCGACGCGACUUCGGCGCCUGCCGCGAAGUUUCACUGACGGGGUGGACGGAUGCUGACUUCAGGCGGAUGGCCAUCAUGAGCGGGUGCGACUACCUAGGCGGCCUGCCCGGUGUUGGCUUGAAGACGGCCUACCGCAUGCUUCGAAAAUGCAAGACCCCCGAGCGCGUCGUUCGCAUGUUGCAGUUCGAGGGCAAGCGCAUCUCGGAGAACUACCUGACUUUGUUCUACCAGGCAGAGCUGACGUUUCUGCAUCAAUGGGUCUUCUGCCCCACGAAGAAGGAGCUGGUUCAUCUCACGGAGCUAGAUGGGUCAAGAACCGCAGAAGAGAUGCCCUUUAUAGGCGCCCACGUGGAGCCGGACCUUGCCAGGGCCAUUUCGAGAGGGCACGUCGACCCCAUCUCCAAGGAACCGGUCAUCGUCCAGACGACACCUUCUAAGAGGAGGCACUCUCAGACCGCGGCUCCCAGCACACUGCAACCACCUCCCAAGCCCAUCGGCUCCUACUUCAAGGGUUGCAAUCGGAUUCCCAUGGGCGAAAUGGAUGCCAACUGCUUCUCGGUCGAUCCCCAAAAGGUUGCGCAGAUUACUGAACGGGGACUGGCGGACGAGCUCAGACCCGACUCGAACCUCACCUCGUCUUCAACGGCGGGAUACGGAGCCUGCCUCGAACACGCACUCCCAAACUGA
Hirsutella rhossiliensis is the source of this 1275-nucleotide messenger RNA. Its product is annotated as XPG i-region domain-containing protein. The record is from RefSeq and is a predicted model, not a curated record. Gene Ontology annotation, molecular function: 5'-3' DNA exonuclease activity; 5'-flap endonuclease activity; metal ion binding. Gene Ontology annotation, biological process: mismatch repair; DNA double-strand break processing; DNA recombination. Bases 1 to 1275 code for a protein of 424 amino acids. The transcript is spliced from 5 exons. NCBI's taxonomy places the organism in Eukaryota, Fungi, Ascomycota, Sordariomycetes, Hypocreales, Ophiocordycipitaceae. Gene Ontology annotation, cellular component: nucleus.